AUGUCGCGAGACAACAAAAUAGACAACCGGAACGAGGAACAUAAAUUUAGUGAUUUGAAAUUGAGUGAUGAAUGCCUUGCACGUCAGCCAGAUGAAGUGUUUGAUAUUAUUUGCAAGAUUGGUCGAGGAUCCUAUGGCAGUGUCUACAAAGCUUUACACAAGGAAUCUGGAUCAGUCUUGGCAAUCAAACAAGUGCCAGUUGAUACAGAUCUCCAAGAAAUCAUUAAGGAGAUAUCAAUUAUGCAGCAAUGUGACAGUCCAUACAUUGUGAAGUAUUAUGGCAGCUAUUUUAAGAACACAGAUCUUUGGAUUGUUAUGGAAUAUUGUGGUGCAGGUUCAGUCUCAGAUAUUAUGAGAUUACGAAAUAAAACUCUAAAUGAACUUGAAAUCGCCACAAUAUUAUCCUACACAUUGAAAGGACUGGAAUAUUUGCAUUCUCGGCGAAAAAUCCAUCGUGAUAUUAAAGCUGGUAAUAUACUCCUGAAUAAUGAAGGCCAAGCCAAACUAGCUGAUUUUGGUGUUGCAGGACAACUGACUGACACCAUGGCAAAGAGAAAUACUGUAAUUGGCACUCCCUACUGGAUGGCACCAGAAGUCAUACAAGAAAUAGGAUAUGAUUGUGUGGCUGAUAUAUGGAGUUUAGGUAUCACUGCAUUAGAAAUGGCAGAAGGAAAGCCUCCAUAUGGAGAUAUACAUCCUAUGAGGGCCAUCUUUAUGAUUCCUACAAAGCCCCCACCAUCAUUCCGUAAUCCUGAUAAAUGGUCACCAGAAUUUAUAGAUUUUGUUUCUAAGUGUUUGGUAAAAAAUCCAGAACAAAGAGCCAUGGCAAGUGAUCUCUUAGAGCAUGAAUUUAUCAAAAAUUGUGAUCCAUGCACCAUUCUUCAAAAGAUGAUUCAAGAGGCUCGUGAAAUCCAGGAGUCUCAAACUUCACAUACACCCAAUGGUGAUGAAUCGGGUGAUGAUGAUUACUUGGAUAAUGGCACAAUGGUACGGACUGGCGGUGGAGAAGGUGGCGGUGGAGCAGCGGUUGACUCAGGGACAAUGAAAGCACCUAAUGGAGAAGGAACUUUAGUGGAGAGUACAAGUGGGACUGUGAUAGUGAACAGUGAGGCUAACACUUUAGUGGAGUCUGAACUGGGCACAAUGGUCAUCAAUGAAGACACUGAUGACGAAGAGAAUUCAACUAUGAAAAGCCAUGACACUGCAACAGCAGGCAAGAAUAAGUACCGUCCAGCAUACCUUGAUCACUUUGAAAAGAAAGAGCAGGAAGAGAAGGACAGGGUUAGCGGCCAGUUGAAAUCUCAGAGGGAACAACAAAACCAGCAACAAUCUCACAAUGUGCCACAGAAGCAGGUUACCCCACCUCCUCAUCGCUUCCAGCGCUCUUUCAUCGAUGGAGACUAUGAAUUUGUCAGUUAUCUGCGUACACUUCCUUAUGAAGAACUUGAACUUCGACUGUUGAGCCUGGACCCAGAGAUGGAGCGUGAAAUUGAAGAGCUUCGAGCUCGUUACCAAGCAAAGCGGCAACCUAUUCUAGAAGCAAUUGAUGCUAAAAAGAAGAGACAACAAAAGUUUUAA
This is a messenger RNA of Acanthosepion pharaonis, 1578 nucleotides long. The record is from the annotation of a GenBank genome assembly. Lineage: Eukaryota; Metazoa; Mollusca; Cephalopoda; Sepiida; Sepiidae.